CGUAUGUAUUAAUACAAUAGAUACAUCUGGGUUUGCACCUUUCUAGUAGCUUUAGCUUGGACUGGAUUUAUUUAUAUUGAGAUAAGUCAGGAGUGAUCGUUCCGUGAUGUUGAGUUGUGGUUCGGUGGUGGUAGUUGUAUUCUUCACAUGGCACAUUGCGAUCGUGUAUGCGCAUAGACAGAUGCCUCUACCGAAUUGGAGUAUUACUAAAGCUUCAGCUGAGAUCGUGCAUGCACUGUCACGUGAUACCAUCGAACGCCCACUGACGUGUAUUCACAGAAUAGUAGAAAACGCCGCAAACCCUCUGCCAAACGCCUCGCUCACUUUAAUCGAUGCGACGAGCUACCCCGCUACAGUACCAGGUACGGUACUCUCUAACCUCGUUGAAAACCGCGCCUUUGAUGAUUUGUUGUGGGAGGACACACCGGAGAGAGACCUCUACUACAAAGACAAUCUGUCGCGAGUCCCUGAUGUCAAUCAAACAGGGAGGGCGUAUUACACCUAUGUAUGGCAGCCCAGGGUCACUCAGAAUAGGGCCACUCAGAAUAGGGCCGGUAGCCAACUGCACCAGCCCCAUACAAUCAGACCUGACCGGGAUACGGUGUUGGAGAAUGCUGCUUUAAGCCAUACGCAGGACGGUCCAACGCACCGCACGUGGCUGUUCUUGAGAGGGGCGGGUUACAUCUCAACUGUUGUAUGGACCGAUGCAGAGGGCACCCACCAUGUGAUUGGCUCAGCAGAAGGCAUGUGGUCACGCAACCUGUACGACGUGACUGGCCUUGAGCUGAGCCGAGUAGCUGUGGUCGUUGAGCCACCGCAGCACUGCGGAAUAGUAACGAGUGCGUGUGCGCUGACCACUGAGAAGUGUGGGCCACGUGGAGGUCUGUUGUGUGCUAAAAAUAGAACCGAGCCGUGUGGACAAGGCGGGGACCAUCAGCUGGCGCGUGAUGCAGGCGCAAUGCAAUUUGCGGCAGGGUGGGAUUGGGCCCAGGGCAUACCAGACAGAGUGACAGGACUGUACGACACUGCCAGUCUCCUGCACACGGGAUAUGUCCUGGUCAGACAUGCCACGGUAGACACACUGCACCUAAGCGGGUCCUCAGGGAUACCGGUACGAAAACAGCAAAAGCGGGACGAAGCGGAAGAGGCGGCCGAGUGCGUAAGCGCCGUGUUGCAGGCGCGGGUGGAGUUAGUGAAUACGCACCCGACCCUUCCCAUCACAGGGACUGCAGAGUUUGUGCUGGAUGGUACGGACGGGGGACUAAACGUGCGGCACACGGUGCAGGUAGUGGUGCAACCAGAGGAAACCAAGCGGGUGCGGUUUGGUGACGGUGAUGUGGGUGGGAUUCAUGUGGGCUGCGUGCGCUUGUGGUGGCCCCAUUCACUGGGGACAGGACCGCAUCUGUACCAGGCACAUGUGUCGUUCACAGUCGAUGAGCCGGUUGAGGACAAAGCGAGCCCGAAUGCGAGGGUCUCCAGGACACCUUAUGGGACUGUCCGGUUACGGCAUGGGAGGGCUGGCUUGACCACAGGGCCAGAUGAGAAACAGGGUGCGUCGGUAGCUGAAGUGUCUGACAUGGAGGUGUUUCAUGUGGGGAUCAAGACCUCUGAAGCAUACAUCGACGGCCACACGAAAGGACGCGCAUUCAGGAUAAAUGGACACAGGGUAUUCCUGCAGGGCGGUAAUUGGAUAGCCACAGAUGCUAUGCUCCGGUAUUCCGGCGAUGCAAACCGGUAUGAAGCCGAGGUUCGGCUGCACAGAGAGGCGGGCCUGAACCUGAUACGCGUGUGGGGAGGGGGUCUGACUGAACGACCAGAGUUCUAUGAGGCGUGUGAUAGACUGGGUGUGCUUGUGAUGCAAGAGUUCUGGAUGACAGGUGACAACAACGGCAGAUGGGCUGGCAGCUACAGCUGGCCGGACAAUCCGUCCUCCUACCUGCACCAAGCCGAAGACAUGAUCAAGAUGGUACGCUCACAUGUCAGCCUUCUGUUCUGGUGUUUUGGCAAUGAGCUUUGGCCAGAGACUCUCAAUCCUUCCAAAGACAUCGCCAGUGGACUAGAGAGUCUUCUUAGCACUCUAGACCCCACUCGUUUCUACAUACAGAGUUCGAUGGAUAUUGGGCGAAAUACAACAUUACCAAACAGCACGGCAGAUCACAAUGAUUCGUAUGCGUUAACACCGAAAGACGGCCCGUACCAUUUUUUAGAGCCAGAGUGUUACUAUAGGGAACACAAUCCCGGUCUUGACCCAGUGGAUGGGGAGCCUCUGUAUAUAUCCUUCAACCCAGAAAUAGGAGCUACUGCAAUCCCAUAUAAGAUGCGAGAUAUGGUGAGUAUGCUGGGCCAAGAGAGUGCCGAAGUAUACCCAGACGCGACCGAUGAGUCAUCCGACCGUAUGUGGGAUUACCACAAGUACGAAUCCGCUAACGCACUUCAAAGAGACUCGAAUGCUACACGCAGCACUGUGUACGUGUACGGACCACCGGACGAUACCACUGAGUGGCUGGCACAAGCAUACCUCGCACAGAUAAAGCAAUAUCAGAGCAUGGUCGAAGGCUUCGGAUCCAAGAUGUUCCUGGAUCGUGCGAGGGGUGGGAAAUCAGCCAUGCUAGUAUGGAAGACCCAGUCGCCAUGGCCGGCUUUAAGAGGGUUUUUGUACACACACAGGACUCUCGCUGUGACGGGGAUGUGGGCGGGUAUACGCGCAGGUAUGGUGAACUGGGACGGAAUACAUCCACAGCUUAAUCUCCAUACCAUGCGUGUUGAAGCGGUCAAUCGAGGGUUGCGCAACUAUACUACCAAACUCCGCGCGGAGAUUGACUUCUUUGACUUCAGCGGUGAACCAGUAGCCAACUCAGAGGGUGAUAAACUGGAACUGUCUAUAGACAGCGGUGUGCUUGCGAUGUCUGUGGCGGCGUCGGCCGAGACAAUUGUAUGGCCUACCCAACGCCACGAUGAAACACUCUUCGUACGCGUGAGGUUGUGCGCAGAGAGUGAUAUGGUGUUGGACGAGAGGGUGCCUACAUACCCUGCCCCACUCUGUAGCUCACACACUACCAUACAACCCGAAUCGAAGACACCUGUGGCUGCACAGCCCGCAUCGUGGUAUUGGCUACGGAGGGACCGGUACAGUCAAGUAGGACAGUGGUCGCACAACUACACCGACUUAGGAGAGUGGAGAAAGGAUAAGCGGUCCCAUACAUCGCUGACAUGCACCGCAUACUUGCAUUCGGAUUGUUUGAGCAUCCAUCUGGUGCUCGCCGUGACUAAGAAUGUAUUGUUUGCACCGUAUGUCGAGGCAUUGGAUGCGGGGGGAAAGGUCGUGCCAUUGGUACCGAACUCUUACAUGCCCAUGGUAGUCCUGCCUAAAACUACUGUGGAGGUAGACUUUGGAAGCGUCAGCAACGAUGUACACCACACACUGCAAACUAUCUCUACGCUCGAGGUAACUAUGUGGGCUGGAGAGCCGUGCGUGAUCAGAAUGUGAAUAUAUUAUGGUAGGUAAACUGAGCAAAGUUCAAGAAUAAAG
Molecule: messenger RNA, 3529 nt
Organism: Sphaeroforma arctica JP610
Lineage: Eukaryota; Ichthyosporea; Ichthyophonida
Exons: 5
Coding region: 107-3487 (1126 amino acids)
Biological process (GO): carbohydrate metabolic process
Molecular function (GO): hydrolase activity, hydrolyzing O-glycosyl compounds
Source: RefSeq, a predicted model, not a curated record